AUGAGUGUAACUAGCCAAGACCAGGAAUGCCAAAAUGGUGGUGAAACAAGGAGCCAGUUCUCAUCAGCUAUGUGGGCAUUGCUGGACUCAAUACCUUCAACACCAGCAUCUGCCUGUGAGGGUCCACUUAAUAGGACCUUUGUUCGUAUGUCUAGCUUGAGCCGCAUCAGGUUCCAAGGGACGUCAGUGACUGCUAGCAAAGUUACCGUAACAAAGAAGGGUAACGGAAACAGAGGUUUUCUCCUCUUAUCAGUUAUGGGUGCUAUGUGUGCCAUCUUCUGGGUGUUCAUCAUAGCUACAGUUGGAGACCAAGGGAGACAUCGUAACCUAAACAUAAGCUAG
Eruca vesicaria subsp. sativa (arugula) is the source of this 342-nucleotide messenger RNA. NCBI's taxonomy places the organism in Eukaryota, Viridiplantae, Streptophyta, Magnoliopsida, Brassicales, Brassicaceae. The record is from the annotation of a GenBank genome assembly.